Molecule: messenger RNA, 1915 nt
Organism: Sebastes umbrosus (honeycomb rockfish)
Lineage: Eukaryota; Metazoa; Chordata; Actinopteri; Perciformes; Sebastidae
Product: lysophosphatidylserine lipase ABHD12-like
Exons: 12
Coding region: 501-1472 (323 amino acids)
Biological process (GO): monoacylglycerol catabolic process; phosphatidylserine catabolic process
Cellular component (GO): endoplasmic reticulum membrane
Molecular function (GO): phosphatidylcholine lysophospholipase A1 activity; monoacylglycerol lipase activity
Source: RefSeq, a predicted model, not a curated record
GCUGCUCACGUUACCACAGUCUUGGAAAGGGAGGAGUGAGCGGAGCGGUACUCAGUUGGUUGCAAUCUACAACCACACCACUAGAUGCCGCCAAAUCCUACACACUGUACCUUUAAGGGCCAUUCUGGAUUAUGGAGUACUUUCAUUUUUGAUACUUAAAGUACAUUUUUGAUAAUACUUCUAUGCUUUUACUUAAGUAAACUUUUGAAUGCAUGACUUUUAAUCGUAACAUGUGGCAUCACCAGAACUAGACUUUAAUACCCACGAUGCCUUGUAGUGCACUGUUGUUACUUGUAAGCUGGGCUUGUUCUGUUUAAUUGCUUUUGAACCGGUUUGACACUGUAUUAAAUGUGAACCAAUAGCAGCAGAGUAAAUAGUUGGAUUCAGUUGAAUGAUAACCUAUCUAUUUCCUGUAUUUCACAACACUCUGCUGGAUUCAAAUCAAGGAAAAGGGAACAUUUUGUUGCUGCAGAGAGGAAAUACUUUCACAAGGAGCAGCAAUGAAGAUUGUUGUGUUAAUUCUGAUCGCUGUCUACGCCUCAGUGCCUGCCCUUCUCUACCUGUUCCCACCGAUAAUGAUCUAUAUUGUAUUUUCACACUACAUGUUGUUUCCAUUGGUUGUGGAUCUUAGCAAACCUAAAGACGUGCUGAACUACACAUCCAACUUCUACUUCGACGUAGAGGAGGGCAUCAAAUUGGGUGUCUGGCAUACACUCCCUGCCAGCCAAUGGGAGGAGGCUGAGGGGAAAAGCCGUCAGUGGUACCGGGACGCUCUGGGAGACGGCAGUCCUGUUAUUCUCUAUCUCCACGGCCAAAAACAGACCAGGGCCUUAGACUACAGAGUGGAGCUGGUGAAGGUUUUAAGUGCUGCAGGGUACCAUGUCAUAUCUUUUGACUACAGAGGUUUUGGAGACUCCACUGGGAGCCCCACUGAAGCUGGACUGACCAGGGACUCCGUCUCCCUGUACCACUGGGUCAAGAAUCACAGCAGAGGUCUCGUCUGUGUGUGGGGACACUCGCUCGGCACCGCGGUGGCAACCAACACUGUAGUGAAGUUACAGGAACAAGGGUCUGCUGUUGAUGCUUUAGUCCUUCAUGCUCCGUUCACAUCUAUGAAAGAAAUCAUAAGUUACUCCACGUUCACUAAGUUUUACAAUUUCCUCCCAGGGUUUCAUGACUUGCUUUGUAACAUCUUGGAUAACGUCAACGUUGUGCUUGCCAACGAUAAAAAUGUGAAGAUCUUGACCUGCCCGACUCUUUUCAUCCAUUCAAAGGAUGACGAUACGGUCCCUUUUGAGAUGGGUGUCAGGCUGUUCAAGAUAGCCCUCCAGGCUAAAAAAUACAACAACAGAGAUGCUCCGGUUGAAAUGAUCACCUACAGCGCCGAUCUUGGAUACCUACACAACCACAUCUAUAGAGAUCCCAAUCUGCCAAAUGUGAUCGGGAAAUUCCUACAAAACCUGAGAGAGUAGAUCAGCUCUCCCUCCUCCACAGAAGUAAAUAAGGCCCAAUGGAUUCCAACAUACAGGUUUAUUUUUGUGACAAAAUGUGUGUGUUCUAAAACAUUUGAUUUCUAUUUCAUUAUUUUCCUCUCACCAGUAACGUUUUAUUUUUAAUUUCAUUAUUUGUAGCUUUCAAUAGCCAAGUAAUACUGAUACGGACGCAAAUAAAUCUAUGUUUCAUUCUGCCUGGAGUACAGACAGGCGUCGUCACUCAGUACACGCAGCAUAAAGUCACAGGAAUGUUAUUAAAAACUCAGUUUAGUCAGCUGCUCUGUUACUGACAUCCUACUGAAUUCCUGAAAUGUCAAAUAUGAACAAAUGAUUUGGCUCUCGUUCUCCACACUGACUCUUGGUUUACUGUAUCGGUGCUAAAAAGAUUGUAACAGACAUUAUUUUUUAAAUGCAAGUGCUUU